GCGUCUGAGCACAAGGACCAGCUUUCCCGGCUGAAGGACACAGACCCCGAGUUCUACAAGUUCCUGCAGGAGAACGACCAGAGCCUCCUGGACUUCAGCGACUCGGAUGGCUCUGAGGACGGAGGGGAGCAGCUGCACUCCCUGCCCGGCGCGCUGGAGGAAGCCAGCGAAGAGGAAGGUGAGGAGGACGAGGAUGGGGCCUCCAGGGGACCGGAGGGGAAGAAGAGGGAGGCCACCCCCGUGACCCUGGCCAUGGUCGAGAGGUGGAAGCGGGCGGCGAAGCAGCACCUAACUCCCAAGCUGUUCCACGAAGUUGUGCAGGCGUUCCGAGCAGCUGUGGCUACCACCCAAGGAGACCCAGCGGGUGCUGAGGCCAUUAAGUUCCAGGUCACAGACAGUGCUGUGUUCAACGCUCUGGUCACCUUCUGCAUCAGAGAUCUCCUUGGCUGCCUCCAGAAGCUGCUAUUUGGAAAAGCCCCAAAGGACAGCAGCAGGGUGCUGCAGCCAUCCAGUAGCCCGCUGUGGGGGAAGCUCCGGCUGGACGUCAAGGCUUACCUGAGCUCAGUCAUACAGCUAGUGGCCUGCGUGGCAGAGGCGACGGUGGCAGCAGCCCUCCUGCAGCACAUCAGCAGCUCCGUGCCCUACUUCUUGACCUUCCCCAAGCAGUGCCGCAUGCUGCUCAAGAGGAUGGUGGUCCUGUGGAGCACGGGCGAGGAGACGGUGCGAGUGUUAGCCUUCCUGGUCCUCAUCAGAGUCUGCCGGCACAAGAGAGACACCUUCCUGAGCCCCGUCCUGAAGCAAAUGUACAUCACGUACGUGAGGAACUGCAAGUUCACCUCCCCCAGCACCCUGCCCCUCAUCAGCUUCAUGCAGCGGACGCUGACUGAGCUGCUGGCGCUGGACACCAGCGUCGCCUACCAGCACGCCUUCCUGUACGUCCGCCAGCUCGCCAUCCACCUGCGCAACGCCAUGACCAUGCGCAAGAAGGAGACACACCAAUCCGUGUACAACUGGCAGUUCAUGCACUGCCUGCAGCUGUGGUGCCGCGUCCUCAGCACCAUCUGCCCCAGCGACACCCUCCAGCCCUUGAUCUACCCCCUCGCCCAGGUCGUGCUCGGCUGCAUCAAGCUGGUGCCUACCGCACGCUUCUACCCGCUGCGCAUGCACUGCGUGCGCAUCCUGACACUGCUCUCCGAGGGCACCGGCACCUUCAUCCCUGUGCUGCCCUUCAUCCUCGAGGUUUUCCAGCAGGUUGACUUCAACAGGAAGCCGGGACGGAUGAGUUCCAGGCCCAUCAACUUCGCGGUGAUCCUGAAGCUGUCGAAGGUCAACCUGCAGGAGAAGGCUUACCGGGACGGGCUGGUGGAGCAGCUGUACGACCUCACCCUCGAGUACCUGCACAGCCAGGCCCACAGCAUCGCCUUCCCAGAGCUGGCGCUGCCCGCCAUCCUGCAGCUCAAGUCCUUCCUCCGAGAGUGCAAGGUGGCCAACUACUGCCGGCAGGUGCGCCAGCUGCUGGAGAAGGUGCAGGAGAACGCAGACCACAUCUGCCACCUCCGCCAGAGGGCCUCCUUCGGCGUGGCCAACCGGCAGGCCGUGGAUGACUGGGAGAAGCAGACCCGAGAGGAGGGGACUCCGCUCACCAAGUACUACAGCCAGUGGCGGAAACUGAGGGGGUUCUUGCUGGUGGCACGGCUGUGGCCGUGUGGCCGGGCUGGCACCCAGGGCUCCCUGCACACCCUCACCUGCUGCUUGUUUUGGGCCUUUCAGCUGGAAGACCUGAACUUCCCCGAGAUAAAGCGGCGGAAGCUGGGGGACAGAAAGGAUGAGGACAGGGUGGAAUUCAAGGACCUCUUCAACCUGGACAGUGAUGAUGAUGAUGAAGACUUCGCGGAGAGAGUUACUCCUAGGUCUCCCGGAGCUCAGCACGGGGUAGAGGACGACGACGAGGGUGAAGACAGGGACAGCAGCAGUGGCCAAGAAGCUAGCAACUCAGAGGAUGGAGGCUCAGAGGCAGAGUCAGGGCCGGCCCCCCGGGAGCUGUGGCGACUGCUUGCCCAGGGGCCGGAGGAUGAACUGGAAGACCUACAACUCUCUGAGGAGGACUGAGGGCCCCGUCCUGGUCUGUCUGCAGUGCCC
Myotis davidii is the source of this 2139-nucleotide messenger RNA. RefSeq names its product NOC2-like nucleolar associated transcriptional repressor (gene NOC2L). The record is from RefSeq and is a predicted model, not a curated record. NCBI's taxonomy places the organism in Eukaryota, Metazoa, Chordata, Mammalia, Chiroptera, Vespertilionidae. Gene Ontology annotation, cellular component: Noc2p-Noc3p complex; nucleolus; nucleoplasm. The transcript has 17 exons. The annotation marks the transcript as partial. Gene Ontology annotation, biological process: ribosomal large subunit biogenesis; negative regulation of transcription by RNA polymerase II. Gene Ontology annotation, molecular function: histone binding; transcription corepressor activity.